AUGAACCCUCCCUCUACAAAGGUCCCCUGGGCCGCCGUGACGCUGCUGCUGCUGUUGUUGCUGCCACCCGCGCUGCUGUCGCCCGGGGCGGCCGCGCAGCCCCUGCCCGACUGCUGCCGCCAGAAGACGUGCUCCUGCCGCCUCUACGAGCUGCUGCACGGCGCGGGCAACCACGCAGCUGGCAUCCUCACGCUGGGCAAGCGGCGGCCCGGGCCCCCCGGCCUCCAGGGCCGGUUGCAGCGCCUCCUGCAGGCCAGCGGCAACCAUGCGGCCGGCAUUCUGACCAUGGGCCGCCGCGCAGGCGCAGAACCGGCGCCGCGCCCCUGCCCCGGGCGCCGGUGUCCCACGGCCGCCGCUGCCCCCUCUGCAGCGCCUGGAGGGAGGUCCGGAGUCUGA
Ailuropoda melanoleuca (giant panda) is the source of this 396-nucleotide messenger RNA. It is a transcript of the gene HCRT, whose product is annotated as hypocretin neuropeptide precursor. NCBI's taxonomy places the organism in Eukaryota, Metazoa, Chordata, Mammalia, Carnivora, Ursidae. Gene Ontology annotation, biological process: temperature homeostasis; positive regulation of transmission of nerve impulse; neuropeptide signaling pathway. Gene Ontology annotation, molecular function: type 1 orexin receptor binding; type 2 orexin receptor binding; neuropeptide hormone activity. Gene Ontology annotation, cellular component: perinuclear region of cytoplasm. The transcript is spliced from 2 exons. The coding region runs from base 1 to 396 and encodes 131 amino acids. The record is from RefSeq and is a predicted model, not a curated record.